This is a messenger RNA of Prunus mume (Japanese apricot), 822 nucleotides long. NCBI's taxonomy places the organism in Eukaryota, Viridiplantae, Streptophyta, Magnoliopsida, Rosales, Rosaceae. The record is from RefSeq and is a predicted model, not a curated record.
GAAACUGAAUUAAGUAAAGUCUUUUGCAGCCAUGAUCACCUCAUCAAGCUUUCCAUUACUCUGCCUCACAAUCUCUGUACUCUUUCUUCAUCCCUUGCCCUCCUUCCAUUCUGCAGACCCUGAUCCAUUACAAGACCUGUGCGUGGCAGAUUUAAGUGCCUCCACACCAGCCGAUUAUAACUUUCCCUGCAAACCCAUCUCAGAGAUCACAUCUGAUGACUUUUUCUUCGAUGGCCUGACCAAACCAGGAAACAAAACCGAAGUUUUUGGGGUAUCUGUAUCAGCUGGCAAUGUCCUCACAUUUCCUGGGCUCAACACUCUUGGCAUAUCACUCAACAGAGUUGGGUUUACACCACGUGGGAUCGUCCCACCUCACUCACACCCUCGAGCCAGUGAGGUUGGGGUCGUCAUGGAAGGCAAGAUCCUCACUGGUUUUGUGACGACUAAGAAUGUUUUUCACUCCAAGGUUUUGACUGCUGGGGAGGUUUUUGUGAUUCCCAGAGGGCUUGUUCACUUUCAGCUCAAUGUUGGAGAAGGUGAAGCCCUUGAGUUUACUGCUUUCAACAGUCACUUGCCUGGUUCUGCUACAGUUCCUUUGAAUCUAUUUUCUGCCACGCCUUCGAUCUCUGACCGUGUGUUGACCAAGACGUUUCUAGUGGGUGAAGAUGUUGUUGAUAACAUUAGAUCCAAGUUUAGGUUUUGAGACGCUUUGAAGAUUGAUUAGUUAUAGUUUUGGUUUUGUUGGAAGAUUGUGUUCUUUGUUUGUGAAAGGUUUGACUUGUUUUGUAUUUGGUUCAACAUCUUUCUAAAAGUGUGAGGAAU